Anas platyrhynchos (mallard) is the source of this 8364-nucleotide messenger RNA. It is a transcript of the gene PAQR9, whose product is annotated as progestin and adipoQ receptor family member 9. Gene Ontology annotation, cellular component: membrane. The record is from RefSeq and is a predicted model, not a curated record. Gene Ontology annotation, molecular function: signaling receptor activity. Lineage: Eukaryota; Metazoa; Chordata; Aves; Anseriformes; Anatidae.
CCGCUUGGAGCGCAGAGAUAAGGUGGGUGCCGGCUGCGCCAGUGCCACACGCACCCUUUGCAGCCUGGGCCGUGCACGGUUGGCCUAAAAUAACUUCUCCGUUCCCUGCAUGACACGGUGUCACCGAGGCACCCGCUCUCGGCCAGCCCCCUCCAAGCGCACCCUGCCGAAAUCCCCCCGUUCGCCAGCUGCCCCCAGCCCGGGGCAUUUCCCCGCUGUGCCGUGCCCGCUGGGCGGGCUCCCCCCGCUCCCGCUGCCGCCUCCUGCCCUGCCUUUGUCCCCGGCUGGCCCGGCGGGCGCGAUGCAGCACCGCGGCCACCGCCCGCCUGCGCCCCGCACCCCGAGCUGCGGAGCGGGGCCGGGCACGGCCGGGGGGGGGCCGGGGGGCUCCUCAGGGGCUUUGAGGCCGCCCCCCCGCCGGGCCAGGCGCUCUGCGGCCGCACGGCAUCAAUCAUUAACCGCGGCUCGGGUGUCCGGCGCCUCCCUCGCCGGGAAACCGAAGCCGGGGCGGCGGGGGCCCCUCGGGCGGCUCCCCGGCAGGGCUGGCUGCGCCGCCGGGCUCCGGUUACGGCGAUGCGGGGCGGCGGGGCGGGAGGAGCCGCAGCGGGGCCGCCACUGCCCGCGCUGCGAUGAGUGAUGCUGCCGGGGGCGGCGGCGGCGGCGGAGGAGGAGGAGGAGGAGGAGGAGGAGAAGCGCAGAGCCACCGCGGCUCCUCCGCCGGCGGCUGCGGGAGCGGCGGCUCCGCCUCGCCCGGGAGGCGGCGGCGGGGAGCGGCGGGGAGCGGGCAGGGGGCGGCCGGGGGGCCCGGGGCCGGCGGGGGCAGGCGGGGGAGCAUGCCGGCCGGAGACGGGGCCAAGGAGGAGGAGGAAGAGGGGGCGCCGCCGCCCGGCCGCCCCGCCGCCCUGCUGCGGUGGGACGAGGUGCCCGAGGACUUCGUGGAGUGCUUCAUCCUCUCGGGGUACCGGCGGCUGCACUGCUCGGCGCAGGAGUGCCUGGCCUCGGUGCUGCAGCCCACCAACGAGACGCUCAACUUCUGGACCCACUUCAUCCCACUGCUGCUCUUCCUCAGCCGCUUCGGGCGGCUGCUGCUGCUGCGGGGCGCCGGGGACGUGCCCUUCCACCACCCAGCCCUGCUGCCCCUCUGGUGCUAUGCCUCGGGGGUGCUGCUCACCUUCGCCAUGAGCUGCACGGCCCACCUCUUCAGCUGCCUCUCCCCGCGCCUCCGCGCCGCCUUCUUCUACCUGGACUACGCCUCCAUCAGCUACUACGGCUUCGCCAGCACCGUGGCCUACUCCUACUACCUGCUGCCAGGCCUGAGCCUGCUGGACGCUGGCGCCAUGAGCCGCUACGUGCAGCAGCAACUGGGCUGGCAGCUGGACUGCAGCCUGCCCAUCGCGGCCUACCGCGCCCUGGUGCUGCCCGUGGCCCUGGCGCUGGCCGUGGGCUGCACAGCCGCCUGCUGCCGCAGCCGCGCCGCCUGCUGCGCCUACCCCUUCGCCGUGCGCACCUUUGUCUUCGCCAUGCCACUGAGCAUGGCCUGCCCCAUCAUGCUGGAGAGCCUCCUCUUCGACCUCCGCACCCGCAACCCUACGCUCUUCAUCUACUUCUACCGGCGCUACUGCUGGCUGCUGGUGGCCGCCUUCUUCAACGUCAGCAAAAUCCCUGAGCGGAUCCAGCCGGGGCUUUUCGACAUCGUGGGGCACAGCCACCAGCUUUUCCACAUCUUCACCUUCCUCAGCAUCUACGACCAGGUGCACUAUGUGGAGGAUGGGCUGGCCGAGUUCCUCAAGGCAUCCCCAGCCGCUCCCACCUACUUGGGCACAGUGGGGUAUAUGCUGCUGCUGACGCUCUGCCUGGCUGUGGUGGUCAGGAGGUUCCUCAAUGUCGCAGACCUCUGCAAGCAGGACUGAUCAUGCCAGUGACCACCCUACCUGCAACUCUGGGGCUGGAGACCCUUUAGCUGGUGACCUUCAGACUGGCAACCCACAGAAUGGCCCAAGCGUGUCUUCAAGAUGCCGUGAAACCUGGGAGAAACGCCUGUAGAAGAGCCAGGUCCCUUUUAUAGAAGGUUGCUAGAGAAAAUUACCAUGGUGGAAAUACUCAUGCUCGUUAAACUACUAUGUUACCAGGGGAAGCAAGCAAACGCUUACUGGUAUGUUGCUGCUUAGAGUAUAAGCUGAAAUAAUUUAGUUCUGCUACUAGGAAGAAUGCAUGAACUGAGAAUGCCACUUACUAGUUUCAUAACAAUUCAGUUUAAACUAGCUAUGUAUAUACACAUACGUUUAUAUAUAUAGCUAUUUAUUUAUUAGCUACAUAUAUAUUUGUGUAUAUAUAUACUUCUGAAGACACACUUGUGCAAUGAUUACUUAUAGACUUUUAAUCAACUCCUGUGUGAAAUUUUCUAGCUGAUUAUGCACUGACAUUUAUUUUCCUCUGUGAUACUGUAACAGGCCUUUGUAGCCACAUACUGGAUUUUAAAUGCAAACAAAUUAAUAGCUAUCAAUACGUUUUAAGGUCUUGCAGCCUUUUCAGCCAGGGAACAUAACGGAUUUAAUAGAGAGAGCAAAACCAGCUGUGAAUUAUUACAGAAUUACCAGUUGAUGGAGAGACUUUAAUUAGACAGGCAGUGAAGCUUGAGUGGUUUGUGUAACCACUAGGAUUCUGAAAUAAAAUACAGGGAUAUGUAAAAUAACUGAACCAGAAAGGGGUCAAACUACUUUGGAGUGGAGGCAGGGGGGAGGAGAAAGGCACUGCAUAAUGGCACGGCUCUUCCCUCAGUGUAUCAGGAACAUCUGUCCCAUUAAGGGGGGAUUGCUAGGGGACCCUUUUAUCUUCCCUGGUAAAUCACCCCAAAAUCAGCCCUUUAGAGUCAAAGUCAGAUGCCAGACUUCCUAUAAGGCCCUGCCAAGCUCGGUGGGAGUUCUGUGGAUGUAAAGAGAGUAACUGAUGCAUGAGAUCUCAUUCUGGAUCUUUUAAAGAAUUACAUGGAACUGGUUUCUUCUGCUCUUUAAUUAGAGCACUCUGUCAAAUUUACCAUCCUAAAACUAGUUGCAGAAUAUGGUACUGCUGAGUAUGAGUUCAGGACCUACAAGUACUGGAUAUGGGCACUUUAACAUCAUUCCCUGCUUUAUCCUAUUCUGAUUAGUUGUGGCUACAGCUGGGUGUUUUGAAGUCCUCAUUCAUUAGCUUUGGUGGAUUUCAAAGUGAAGAACUAUGAGAUAUUUCCAGUCCAGGUAUUAUCUUUCUCACACAACAAACAGCUAAUUGCAGAUCAGAUUUAACCUACUCUUCAUAUAAAGAGAUUUUUUUUCUAAAUUAUAUGCAGAAUUCAAACAUGCAUUUUGAUUCUGUCUGACAGAACAAGUAAUAUUACACCAGGGGAUUACAACUUGAAGUUCAGGUGAGAAAUCGCUUGUAUACCCCAUUUUCAAAAAGAAGGGUGGUACUUCCUUGGGAAACGCUGAUGUCAUACCACACAAACAGCAUAGUGGUUCUUUAACUCAGCCUCUUUACCUAUUUUGCAGAAAUACGUGUCUGCUUAUAUCUUUCCCAUUUUCAUGGACAUGACAUCCGAACUCCCAAGUAUACGUUUUGAGUCCAGUCCCAGAGUUUUCUGUAUGACAAAGCCCCUUUUGUUUAUAACAGGAAUAUAGGAAGGACUGCAGAUAGGGAUUAUGAGGUCAUGUCCUUAAUAUAGGUCAGAAUCAUUACAGAAAUCAGUAAUUGGCGUGUCCUGUACCAAUGUCAGACUUUCCCUAUGCAAGUGUAUAAACUAAAAGAAAAUACAGGUUUGCUUCAUUUUCUCUUUUAUCUCAACCCAUUUUAAUGAUAGUGGAUUGGAUACUUUAGAUUCUCAGUGAAAAAUGAGAAUGGCCUUGGAAAAAUAUGUAUCUUUUGCCAGCCACCAUUCUGCUAAUAAUUUGUGGUGGGGUGACAUACGGUCUUGUAAAGAGAUUUGGAUAGAAUUGUCAGAAGCAGCGUGCAAGUUGUGCACCUGUGAGUUAUCACUGGUGGUCCAUAAAAAAUGGCAUGCCCCUGUUUGGCUGUCUGUGCUGUUUUCAUAUGCCAGCUUGCACUGAAAGAAAAUGCAAACUACGUGAAGUAGUUUUAGCUUUAUAUAUUUACAGUAACUUUUAUCAAAAUUAUGGCAUUGCUUUAUUUAUCUGCCAGUAAAGCAGAAAAUGAUCUGCACCAUAGGAGAAGAGGUUGGUUCACAUCACUGUCAUGCUUUGAAAUGUUUUUUAUAUUGUGAAAAAAAAAAAAAAAAAAAGGGCAACCAAAAGACUGGAAACUCACACCAGAAAGCGAGUGGAUCAAGACUUGCAACCAUGUCAUGCUAUGAAUUUCCACGACUUCAUAAAGAGGCCAAAACCUGAGAUAUAGUGUAUUCAAGUUAAAAUAAUAGAGACAUAAUAGUCAGAGCCCAAUGACUCAUCCAAGUUUCAAAACUAAUUAUUUAGAAAUGCCUUGCCUGGGAGAUGCCACUAGAAUGUCCGACCAGCAAUUAAAAACUAAGAAAGGAAUUAAAAAGGACAGAGACAGCAAAUUUCAGAACUAGAAGACAGCUCAGAAACAAGCAACAUUAAAAAACAAAUGUAAAAAAAGGCCUUUAAAGCAUACUGUAUAAUGAAUUAUAUUUGUGCUUGUCAGCCACAAUGUAGAGGACAUCUCAAGAGGCAAUGUCAAAGAAGGCUGUUGCUAACUUGUAAAAAUACAUUUGAUAUUUUCGGUUAGGCCACAUAGGGUCGUCUAUAUAUAUCUCAACUACAGAUAACAGUAUAAAGGUUGGAUUGCAACCAACUGCAAUUUUACUGGAAUCUUAUUGCUGUUACAAGAGUUGCCCGUGAGCCCCAGUCCCACUGCAGGUUUGGCACCUGGAUCUGAGAUUAAGAAUAUUGCUUCAUUCAAAACAUUUCUGUUGGCAAAAUGUCGAGGCACGUGCGUGAGCCUGAGCACUUUGUGGAACUAUUUGUACAUGCUGAUUGCAAGUACUCCUCUCUGAGCCACUGUAGUCAGACUGUAUGUAUCAGGAGUGAAUGAGUGGAGGGAGAUGUGAUCAAUUUUUAAGAGUUCUAAUUAAUGUAUGUUUGUUUGUUUGUCUGUUUAAAAUGCGUCUACAAAUUAAAAGUUACAAGGAGUGUGGAGAAUAUAUAGGGAAAUGCUACUUGAGUGUGUAUUUAUUCAGUAAAGGACACAUUAUGUAGAUAAUUGCUCCAUUUGCCAUGUUCAGUAGCAAAUCUCCAUGAACAUAGACAGAACAAAACUGAGUUAAAGAGGUUAAAAGUGGAACAAGACAUCUAUAAUUAUAGUGCUUGAAUUUGCUCUUGUAGAAGUGAAUGUCAGCACUUGUGUGGCUUGUCAGGGAGCAGGAUCUCUUUUGGAUUUGAAAACACACAUGGCUGAAUGUCCCUAAGCAUGUCCAGAGCUCAGACAGGAGGUCUGACCCGCACACUACAUGCAUAAGGACAUCCUAGAAAACAAACUCUUUUUGCGUAAGUACUUGUCAUAUUAUUUUUAUUGCCUGGGUACUUGCCAUAAGGUCUGCACUGUGGUUAGGGAGCAGAGGACUCCACAGCUCAUCUUUAAAACCAAAAAGGCUUUUCAGGGCUUUUGUGGUAGAGCCUGUGUGGGGAUGAGGGCCAGGGUGGAGCACAUGGGAAUGGCCUGAAAACGCGUGUUUUUCUUUCUUUGGCCGACACGGACCUUCAGACUGACAGACUUGUGGCAAUGUGAACAGACUGUUGAUGGGGCCAGUUCCCAGAGUGCUGGUGAUGCUGGUGACAUGGACGCUCCCCUUUGCACAUAGCAUGUGCCUAGAAUUGCAGUCUACACACUGGCACAUACUGAAUAAGCCCAGCUUCUGGGCACUUGAGAGUAACCUGUAAGCUUCAAGCACAUCUUUGUGUAAGAUAGAUAUACUAUACCUGGUCUGUAGUAAUUAUCCCAUGUUAUGUGGUGGAACACCGUUUCUUCUUCUGCAAUGUAUUCAUUUGAAUGUCACUAUCCAGGACACCUGCACAGCCGUGAGCUGCUUCAUUGGCACGACUGGAGUCUGCAGUCUGGAAACAAAGGGAAAGUUUUCAUCUGCAUGCUGCACUUGUAGAAAUUUAGCAGUUAGAAGUACAAACAUGUUGUUUUUUUACUAAACUGAUAGCUUUGCUUAGUUGUUCGAGUGUCAUGUUUAUUAUUUAUUUGCUGAAUCCAGCUACUGUAUGAUGUUUUUGUCAACAGUGCCCCAGCAGAAAAUGACAGUCUGAAAGUUUUACUCUGUGUUUAAGUAAACUCUCUGAGGCAGCACAUUCAUAAAGUAUUAUUGCACUUACUCAGUUGAUUACCAUCCACAUGCCUUACAGAAGCAAGUCAUACCUAGAGUAAUUGCCCAGAUUAUGCUGUCUUUCUUUGUCUAUGAGAGUAAAAAUGACCAAGUGGCCUGUAACAAGCUGAGGAGUAAGAACUCCUGUGUUCUCAUCCCUGCUUUGCCACUACCUACCUGUUCUGUGAGCUAGGGCAAGUUAUUUCAACUGUGUUCAUUCUGAAUGAAUCUAAUUCAUGUAAAUCACUGGAAUUGUACCAGGGUUGAAUGUGGCCCUCAGUGUCUCAGUUUCCACAUCUGUAAGAUGGGGAAAAUAUAUUUAACUACCUCGCACGGUUGCUCUGAAGACUAGCUAAUGUUUGUAAAGCACUUAAAAAUGCAAAGACCCUCCUAGGUGCUAAGAAGAAAUAUUGCUGAACUCCAACAGAGAGAAUGUCAUAUUUUCAAUGAACAUGAACGUUACUAGAUCAUGAACUCUUGGGACAAACCCCCAUCACUGUUACGCUCCUAGGAAGUUCAUACCCUGUGUCCUUUGGAGUCAGUGGCAAAAUUUCCACUGGCUUCAGGCAGCGGCAAUCAUGACUUGAAGCGGUAGUAAGCAGACUGACUAAAUGCAUAAGGGUCAGGAGUAGCAAGAAAAUAUACACGAGUUAAGUACUUUUCUCUUCAGAAAUUCUCACUGAUGACUUGUUCAUACUGAAGGGCAUCAUAACCCUGACAUGACGCCUUGUUGUUCUUUUAGCCAGGGGUUGUACUCCAGUUACUGCGAAACAAUGGAGUGAGAUUUCCCUGUCUUACACUGUCUGUAAGACUAGGAUUGUGUCUCAACUACCAUUGGGAAUUUCAGUCAACUUCAAGCUACUUCUUAACAGAGUAAAAAGACCUUAAGUAAAUCAAGCAUGUAAGUCAAUAUGCAUAAUCAUUCGGGAACAUAAACUUACAUUGAUCAGAAAGAUAACUUUCUCUUUCCUCCUCCUGAUUCCCAAAAACAACAACAUAGAAAAAAUUCUGUUCUUGAGAGAAAACUGAACUUAGGUCCUCUUAUCACUUAUGUGUAUUCUUCCUUUGCCAUGGAGCCCUGACUAACCAUCCUGGUAACCCAUGCUGCCCUUCUCCUGGAGGGACUGAAACAAACAGCACCAUUGAGUAGAGGGCAGUGUUUUUAAGAGCUUUUCUAACUGGCAACAGUACUGGAGACCAAAAAUAAAAAGACAAAAAAACAAACAAACAAAAAAAAAAAACACAACCAACCCCCCCAAACAAAACCAACCAAACAAAAAAACAACCCCAACUAAGUUAUCAACGGAUUCAAGUGAUUCAUUAAGUCAAAGCCUCUAAGCAUUAGAAGUUCACCCUAUCCAAACAUAUUCCCAGCUUCUCUAACACACCUGUAAGUCAGGGCUACACAACCAACACCCAAGUUACAUCUGAGAAUGUAGCCUCUUCUCAGGUGAGAUGUAAGAUGCUGAGGAACUGUCACAUGCAGUGAAAGAUACAGACCUCCAUUCAAGAUGUUUAAUGUUUUGGAGCUGGGUGUGGAAUAAAUUAUUUUCACAACUUCCUUGGACAAAUGCUGUUUCAUUCCACUGAAUUCAGUAAUAAAUUAAUGACUGAGGCAGAGGAAGCAAGCUUUUACUCAAAGUUGCCUGUAAGGAAACACCAGCAGACUUCUGCUUUCAGGACAAGUGCUUCCUGGCUGACCAUACUCAAGAACAUGGAGGAUUCUGAAGUAGUGCUUCACUGUUUUGUGUGAAUGCCUAAAGAUUUGUGCUUGUAGCUGGGGGCUACUAGUAUGAAUAAACAGUUUAUAGCAAGUCAUUUUUUUCUGUCUGAUAGAGAUUCAAGCACGCUUAAGUAUGAGGUAUCACAUUAAAGGGUCUGUGCAUGCAAUGAACAAAAAGUGUGAAUUUUAUUUGAUUCUGUUGGGAGGGGUUCAAAAUUUACUCUUUGUACACUUUUGGAUGCUGACGACUGUAUAUGUAAUGACUAUGCAUUUUUAGCAAAAAAAAAAAAGAAAGUGUGAGCUAUAAAUAAAGUUGAUUCUGAGUACA